Messenger RNA from Brenthis ino (lesser marbled fritillary), 1569 nucleotides. The record is from the annotation of a GenBank genome assembly. Lineage: Eukaryota; Metazoa; Arthropoda; Insecta; Lepidoptera; Nymphalidae.
AUGAAGAUUUUUGUAUGGAUAUUGUGUGUCUUGUUUAUGUACUUUAGUAAAACAAAUUCUACUAAAUUGGAGGAGUUGAAUAUUCCUCCGGAACAUAUUCCUUAUGUAUUAAAUUUAUUUCCUAAUUUAGCAGACUCCUGUGAGACUAGUCCAGAUUGUGCAUAUAAAUCUUUAAUAGGUAGUAGAGAUUGUUGGGGAUAUGAAUCAUCCUGUAAUAAAAGCAAUUCGUACCACGUUAGACCCAGAUGCCCAGGUGAUCAUAGAGGUUGGGUAAAAACAAAAGAAGCUCAGUACGAUACUUUUUAUACCCAAGCAGAUUUUGGUUAUAUCAAGGAGCAAAUUCAAGAAUUGAUGGUAAUGUGUGAAGCAACUUAUCCUCAUGACAGUUCCCUUGAAUGUUCUAAAUACUUAAGAUUUUGUAGGGGUCGUAAUAUAAUGGUUAAUUUCACAAGUUUAGUUGGCAGAGGUGAUAAUCUCAGAUAUAAGACGGAUAUUCUAGGUCCUGGUCAAUUAGGUGGAUAUUGCCAAUUUUAUAAAGAAAGGUUAAUAAAAGAGGCAGAGCAUAUGAGUGCGUUGCAAUCUUGGGCACCUGAAUUUGUAAAUUUUAUUAGAACUUCAAAAAGGCCCAUUGUAGAUGGGAUGUGUGAUCUUGUUAUAGAAAAGCCAACAUAUAUAAUGAAAUUAGAUGCAACAGUAAACAUGUAUCAUCAUUUUUGUGAUUUUUUCAACUUAUAUGCAACAUUACAUAUUAAUUCUACACAUCCAUCAACAUUUGGAAGAGACAAUCAUAUUCUUAUCUGGGAAACUUUUACAUAUCAUUCAGCAUUUAAAGAUGCUUUUAAAGCAUUUACAAUAAAUCCCAUAUGGGAUCUGAAGGAAUUCAGAGGAAAAGUUGUCUGUUUCAAAAAUGUUGUAUUUCCCCUUCUCCCACGAAUGAUAUUUGGUUUAUAUUAUAACACUCCAUUGAUUUAUGGUUGUGAAAGAAGUGGCUUAUUCCAUGCCUUUUCUAAGCACAUGCUGCAUUCAUUAAAUGUGAAAUUGCAUCUAAGGGCUAAUGAUAAAGUAAGAGUUACAUUACUUUCAAGAGGAACUACAUACCGUACCAUACAAAAUGAACAGGAAAUUGUUGAGGCACUGUUGAAGAACAAAAAGUAUCAUGUACAAAGGGUUGUAUAUGAUAGAACAGUGCCUUUUACCGAACAGUUGGAAUUAACAUACAAUACUGAUGUCUUUAUUGGAAUGCAUGGAGCUGGCUUGACUCAUUUGUUAUUUUUACCAGACUGGGCAGCUGUUUUUGAAGUAUAUAAUUGCGAAGAUCCUAAUUGCUAUUCAGAUUUAGCUAGACUUCGAGGUUUAAAGUAUGUGACGUGGGAAGAUAAAGCAAAGCUAGUACAACAAGAUCAGGGAAACGGCCCUGGAGGAGUAUCUCACGCAAAGUUUACAAACUAUUCAUUUGACGUGAAGGAAUUUUUGAGGUUGGUAGAGAUUUGUGCAUCUUAUGUGCGUCAGCGACAGGAUUUCAGGAAUUUCAUUGAGGCCUCAACAGUGAAAAAAUCACACGAAGAGCUU